CUUGCUAGCAAACGCAAGACGGAGCGCAGGAGCGCGCGCGCCGUCUUUUCGUACACGCGGAAAACAGCCGAGCGUGCGGGCGGCGCCGCAAUUAAUUUUUCAGGCCUCCCAUUCCCGCACCACUUUUCCUCGAGAGCAGUGGCUUUGGUGCUAUCACAUAGCUAUGGACCCUGUCUUUGUCUUUUUUCGUCUUUUUUUUUUUUUACUUCGACCCCCUUCUUCUACAUCCAUCCAUCCUGCAGCAGCAGCUUUGGGGGCGUGGGCGCGCUUGCGAGCCUUGGCUUGCGCUGCCUUUCUCCACUCUUCUUCUGCUAAAGCCGCGCUCCUUGCUCCCAGGUCCCAAGGGUCAAGGGUCGUUCGUGGAGCGAGCCAAUCGGGCAUUUCUAAACGCGCUGUUUCACCUGAUGCUUGUUUGGCCUCGUUGCUGCCUUGUCUUGUUGGCCUGAUUGUGCCUUUGCCGUGCUGUCACGAUUGUCGCUGUCCCUGUCACGCCGAAUGGAUGGAUGCUGGCUGCGCGCCUUGCGGCGUAGGGCGCUGCGUUUUUUUGUUUUUUUCUGGGGCAAGGCUGCUGCUGCUGGCGCUGAGGGCUUGCUUACUGGCUGUUACCACGUACUAGUUGUUGCGGAUUCGCUGCCGGCCUUGCUGCUCUGUUGCUGUUGCUGGUCCCUCUGCCCCUCUACCCCCUCCCCUCCCCCCACCUCCGUUUCGAGCAGCAGCUCCGCGGUGUAUUGUACAAUAGUGCAUUGCAUCGUCCGUCCGUCCCCACCUACCUAGGUGCCUAGGUAGGUUGCUGCAGCCGGAGAGAGCCAAGCACGAGAGCGAUC
Molecule: messenger RNA, 824 nt
Organism: Aplosporella prunicola CBS 121167
Lineage: Eukaryota; Fungi; Ascomycota; Dothideomycetes; Botryosphaeriales; Aplosporellaceae
Exons: 1
Coding region: 164-616 (150 amino acids)
Source: RefSeq, a predicted model, not a curated record